UGGAGCGCACGCGCAGUGAGUCCACAACUCCCCAGUCCCAGACAAUACCAGCGAGACGUCAACAACAGAGAGCUGGUUACUGAUGCUGGUGAAUUGUGAGAGUAAUUACAUUGUAACGACGCGUGUUCAAGGUUAUUACUUUGUAUCAACUACGUUCGAUUUCCAUCAAGAUGUUUGGCUUUCACAAGCCGAAGAUGUACCGGAGUUUAGACGGAUGUUGCAUCUGCCGCGCUAAGUCCUCCAGCUCGCGCUUCACAGAUAGCAAGCGGUACGAGAAGGACUUCACGAGCUGUUUCGGAUUGUGUGAAACUCGGUCUGGUGAAAUCUGCAAUGCCUGUGUACUCCUUGUGAAACGAUGGAAGAAACUCCCAGUGGGGUCUAAGAAAAGCUGGAAUCAUGUGGUUGAUGCCCGAGGAGGCCCCAGCCUAAAGAUGUCUUCCAGGCCAAAGAAGCUGAAGUCCCUCUCCAAGAGAGCCAGGCCAAGCCAGAUCAGCCGACUGCAGAAAGAGCUGAAGAGAAACAACUCUGAUGCCCACAGCACCACGUCCAGUGCCUCGCCGGCCCAGUCUCCCGGCUACAGCAACCCCUCAGAUGAGGGCACCGACACAGAACUCUCCCCUGGCUCCAGCCGUUCCCCUGUCUUCUCCUUCCUGGACCUCACUUACUGGAAGAGGCAGAGGGUGUGUUGUGGGAUCAUCUACAAGGGCCGGUUUGGGGAGGUGCUCAUCGACCCCCACCUCUUCAAGCCCUGCUGCCGCAAGAAACGGCAGCGGCAGGAGCUGGAGGAGGAGGAGGAGGAGGAGGAAGGGUACGAGGAAGAAGAGGUGGAGGUGGUAGAAGUGACGGAGGAGGAAGAGGAGGUGAAGAGGUCAAAUAGCCAGAAGAGCUUAGAGACUCCUCAGCUACAGGUCACCAUGACAACACCUCAGACCGUAGAGGAGGGGGAGGAGGUUGAGGGGGGAGACUGGUGACGCUGCACCACAGUGUGUGCAUCUUUGAGGAAGCCUUGGGAGUGCUCCUGGUUUACAAGCGCUUACAAAAAUGAGUUAGGUCGGAUUUCCUUCAGUCAACGAGCAGCUGAAACCCAUUUUUACUUUUUUUUUUUUUUUACAUUAAUUUUGUUAAUUUGGUAACUUGUGGAAUGACUGAGCCAUCAGGUCUUGUACUUGGUAUUCUCCUUGUCCUGGGUUCAUGUUCAUUAGGCCGGUUAUGCAACGGAAAAUGAGCUUUUCUUAUUGGGCAAGUUAUGUAGUACCUACGUGUUGCAAUCUAUUUUCUUCUGUUAGGUUCCUAAUGAAUAUGACCCAAAUGUUCGAACACCUUUCUUGGUAUGUUUUUCUCCUUGACAUGAAAUGCUGUAGCUCUGACUGAUCACCAGCAUACCUUUUACAGGUUACAGUCGUACAGUAGCACUUGUAUUAUACUGAAACACAUUUGCAUUUAUACCAUUUUUUUAUUGAUUCUUUAUAUGGGCCUGUAUAUAUUUAUAUAUAGGCCUCGAUUGAGAAAGGCCUAUUCACAGCACCAACAGCCAAUACACCACCAACAGCCAAUACACCAGCCUUAAUUUAGUGAGGGAAGGCAGCGCCAGUGUUUUGUCAGUGUUGGUACUAAGGGAUGAUAUUAAAGGGACAUUUCAAAAAGGUUCAACUUGAUAUUUAUUAUCUCCAGCAUCACCCCAACAUCAACAUAUUUUAAAAUGGCAGUUAUCUAUGUUUUGUAGUCUAAAGGAUGCACACCAAAUGACGUAAAAGAAAAUGGAUUCCGAUGAAAAACGUUUGACAUCGUGAUUUUUUUAAAACCAACUAUGAGCAGGCAAAGGUUAGGAACUACCUGAUCAUGUCAAAAGUGUUUCUGGAUUAUGUCAUCAGAAACCCUUUUCUUACUCUUCCUCUAUUUUUAUGACUACACAACAGCGAAGUGCGCUUUUUUCGCAUUUGUUGAGGUGGAUGCUGGAGAUGAUGAAUAUGAAGUUGAAAAUUGUGCAAUGUCCCUUUUUGAGACAUAAUAGUUAGUGCAAGUUUGUGAGUUUUCUCCUGUUUAUUAUAUGUUAAUGGAGGCCUUAGGCUUUCAAAAUGAAGAGAAGCAACACAUUAGUGAGUUUUGCAUGAAUGCCGAAGAAAAUAACCCCUCUCAUCCAAAAUAUCUGUAGAUCAGAUGCAUAAGUCUAAUAAGCUUUUGCAUGGCCUUAAAAGCAUAACUACAAUUUUUGUGAAAGUCUUGUUCGUAUUAUCCAGACCUAAUGCCCCGAAAUUACAAAGUAUUGUUUUAUUUAAAAGGGGGGAAAAUUUCGCUAAAUUGUCUCCUGCUGUAUUAUACACCAGCAAAUACAAUAGUGACCAGUUCAGAUCAUGACCUAUUCCUUCUAGAUUUCUAGAGGCUGGAAAACUUUUAUACUUGAGUUUUUCUUACUGUCAGUAAGGGGACAGGAUGAUGUAAUUAACACAGACACACAUGUUUUGUUCUUCUAUUCUCGUGGGGACCUAACAUUUUUUUCCAUUAUCUUAACCCUUACCGUAACCCUAAACCUAACCCCUUACCAUAACUCUAAGUGUAACCCUAAACCUGACCCCUGAAUUUAAAAUAGCCUUUGUCUUCAUGGGGAUGUGGAAAAUGUACCCACGAUGGAGAAUUUCUUUUCUUUCACUAUCCUUUUGGGGAUUUUCAAUCCCCACAAGUAUAGAAGAACCAACUCACAUACAUACAUACAUACAUACAUACAUACAUACAUACAUACAUACAUACAUACAUACAUACAUACAUACAUACAUACAUACAUACAUACACUGUGUGCAUAUGUAUGUAUGUAUCUGCCGCAACAUCCUAGACUUACAAUGGAAUGUAUACCAUUUAGCAGACACUUUUAUCCAAAAUGACUUAGUAAUGCAUGGAUACAUUUCAUGUAUGGGUGGAAAUCAAACCCUCUAAGUGUUUUCUCUACAUGAGCACAACAUUCUAAAUCUGCACCCCUGUUGUCAAUAACAGUGUAUUGUUUUUUGAUUGUUUUGAGGAGAUGAUUUACAUAUCAGUGUGUUUUUAUAUAUAUAUAUAUAUAUAUAUAUAUGAUUCCUCAUUCCUUGGUUAGUUAAGCAACCAUGAUAUACUAGCAUACAUAUAUCAAACAACCAAAGCACAAUUCAAUUCAUUCAAUUUGAAAUGCAAAACUGAUAAUUUCAAUUUAUUUUGCAGGCUAUUAGUGGCAUAAAAAGGACACUAAAAUCUGUUUUUAAUGAGCCAUAACAUAGGGAGGAUCGUAUGUAUGUGUACAUAUUUAAAUGGAGGGUGACGGCUUUCUAGUUCAGUUUUUCUGUUAUUUAUUUAAUAUUUAUUUCUAUUACAGCAUUUUCCCCAUAUUACUGUAUUCUGAGUCUGGUUUCUCACUGUAAUAACUUAAAGAUGUUUUAUUCAAAGUUUGGUAGUUCUGUCAUAUGAUUAGCUUUAAUGUAGAUCUUAAGCAAGCAGUGUUCUAGUCAGAAAUUCACAACUUAUAACAGUAUUUGUGAAAUAUUGGGAUCAAUACUUUUUUUAAUCAACAUUAUCGUGUAGUAAUUUAUUAUGUUAUAAACAAGCAUUUGAUUGGACCUGUACCUCCGUAUCAGGUAUCCAGCCUGUUGAAAUAUGAAUUUAAUUUUUUGAUGUAUAUUAAAACUAUACUUUCCUCUUA
Molecule: messenger RNA, 3664 nt
Organism: Salvelinus fontinalis (brook trout)
Lineage: Eukaryota; Metazoa; Chordata; Actinopteri; Salmoniformes; Salmonidae
Product: SIN3-HDAC complex-associated factor-like
Exons: 6
Coding region: 171-971 (266 amino acids)
Biological process (GO): negative regulation of cell migration
Source: RefSeq, a predicted model, not a curated record